Molecule: messenger RNA, 2377 nt
Organism: Calidris pugnax (ruff)
Lineage: Eukaryota; Metazoa; Chordata; Aves; Charadriiformes; Scolopacidae
Gene: CD82
Product: CD82 molecule
Exons: 10
Coding region: 98-895 (265 amino acids)
Cellular component (GO): membrane
Source: RefSeq, a predicted model, not a curated record
GGGGCAGAGCCAGGGCCACAUCGGCGGAGGAAGGCGGGCAGGCAGGCAGCGGAGCGGGGAGCCGAGCCCGAGCGACAGGUCCCUUAAGUGAAAGAAGAUGGGGUCUGGCUGCCUAAAAGUCACCAAGUACUUCCUCUUCCUCUUCAAUCUCCUGUUCCUUAUCCUGGGCGCUGUGAUCCUGGGUUUUGGAGUAUGGAUUCUGGCCGACAAAACCAGUUUCAUUGCGGUUCUACAGCUGUCAUCUCCCUCCCUGAAGACUGGUGCAUACAUCCUGAUUGGUAUUGGAGCUCUCACCAUGCUGAUGGGGUUCCUGGGCUGUCUUGGAGCAGUCAAUGAAAUCCGAUGUCUCUUGGGUCUGUACUUCACCUGCUUGUUGGUGAUCCUCUUAACUCAGGUUGGUGCUGGAGUGCUCAUCUACUUCCAGAAAGAUAAUCUGAGAAACGAAUUGUCCGACGUAGUUAAAAGUCUGAUUAAAGAUUAUGACCCUUCGAAUGACGAUCAGAGGAACGUCCAAGAUGCGUGGGACUAUGUGCAAAGACAGAUUGGCUGCUGUGGCUGGACUGGAGCAAUGGACUGGGAAGAUAAUGAGAUUCUCAUCAACUCAAGUAUGACUGAUUAUCCCUGCUCCUGCUCCAAUAGCUCCAAGGACUGGGAGGCAGGUACUGGUUUCUGUAAUCUGGAUGACCCUGUCAACGGCACGGUGACGUCCGCCGACUGGCCUAUUCAUGAGCAGGGAUGUGCGGAUGGUGUAGAGAAGUGGUUGAAGGACAACCUUGGUAUCAUUCUUGGGGUCUGCACCGGUGUUGCUGUUAUAGAGCUGCUGGGGAUGAUACUGUCCAUUUCGCUCUGCAAGAACAUACACAGUGAAGACUACACCAAAGUGCCCAAGUCUUGAGUCAGCUAACUCCAGAGCUACGGCACCACAGAGAAAGAAGCAAAAAAGAACAUUCCUGCCUCAUAACCCAGACUGUCCAACCAUUGACCAUUAUUCCUGUGACAUCCCAUUCCUGAUACCGCUCUGCUAAGAACUGUUAGAGCUGCAAUACAGCCUGAUCUUCUGGCAAUAGGGCCCUUGGGCCACCUGCAUCCUGCCUCUGGAUUCUUUCUACUUCAAGAAGCAGAACUUACCUGUCUCGUAUCACACGAGACACCGAUUUACCAGCGGGGACAAUGCUUUUGCUGCCUGCUCCUUGUUAAACAAUACUAUUCAUAUCUCCAUUCUACAACCCGCUGGGCCUAAUAUACAGUAACUCCUCUCCCACCUUGUUCUCCCACCCAUCUUUCUCCCUACCCCCAGAAGUCCCAUCUCUUUGUCCCACGAGCCAGGACUGAUGUUGAGAUUCCAGUGCUUUGGUAGCUUCACCUACUUCACUGAUUUGUGGUGGUAACUAGUUGUGCUUUAUAGGCUUUCUCCUCCCUUGCAGCUACCCUGAUUCGGCUCCUGCUGUGCCCCAUCCAACCUAGGCUCUCAUCUGAAAUACCCUCACACUUGCUUCUCCUGCUCCUGGAGUCAGCUAUGGCUUGCCUUCAGCAGAGCAAUUCCCUUGGAACAUGAUGAAAACCACCAGGAGGGAGCCAAACCUGCCCAUUCAUAGCGGGACCUGGCAGGUGGUGGAGGUGGUGGUGCCCAGCUGCUUCUGGAAUGGCUCCCUCAGGUUCUGGAUUUGACACGUAGAUGUUUCUCCCACUUGCCUCUUCACCUUUUCUUCUCGCCCCCCAGCACUGCUUUGCUGGCUCCUGUCAGCUUGGAGGCACUUCAGAGCCGGCUGCGCAGCGGGGACUCGGCCCCAGCCUGGCUCUGCGGGUUGUGUUCUUGGGUUGCCAACUUUUAUAGAGGUCACAAUUGACUUGAUUCUCCCCCUGCCCCCUUUAUGAACAGAAAACUUGUCCGCUGUGGUUUUGAAUUAUGAAUCUGGAGGGAUCUGACUGGGUUGCUGAUGCUGUGUAUCAGAGAUAUCCCAGCUACCAGUGCCCAGUUUAGGUUCGGUGGUUUGGAUGCAAGGAUAAGUUGCUUUUAAUUUCAGUUGUCCAGUCUUCUGACUCCACUGCGGUCCGGAGCCACGGCUGCAUCCUGAGCUCCUGUCUCAAGUGAAAGCACUGCAGUAGCUGGUUCUGCAGUUGUGCAGGCUGGUGGGCUUCCAUAAUUAAUGUCUGGGCUGUUGGCUCCAUUCAGCCAAUGGCCAGCAGCAAGGAGUGGUGUGGAGCAGAAGAAAGGAGGAAAUGUAUGGAAAAACUGCCCCAGCUCCUUAGAUGGGCACCUCAAUCCAAGAGAGAUCUGGAGGUGCUGGAGCGAGUGCAGAGGAGGGCAACGAAGCUGGUGAAGGGCCUAGAAGACAAAUCAUAUGAAGAGCAGCUGAAGGAGCUGGGGCUGUUUAGU